AUGGGUGGGGACAGUGAGAGUGAAUGGCUACCCCCACCCCGGGUCUUGGACCCCCGCGUGGUCCCACUUCCUCCUUCUUCCUUCCGGAUCGCGAAACUGGACCGGAGUUGUCUGGCUGAGGGUGCAGCCCCUGAGCAACGUGGGGCGCGGGCUUCCCUCCUCUGGCGCGCCCCUUACCCCCGGGACGCUUUGCUGGUAUUGCUGUUGGUUUCCCCCGUCUCCUUCUCUCGUCUUUCUCUCCCCGCGCGCAAAGGCCCCGGCCUGGCAGCUGGGGGAACGACUGGCCGCCGCGCCCGCCGCGCGAACACAACUUGGGCUCGGCGGAGCGUGGUGGCCGCGGCCGCGCCGCCCGACCCUCGGCCAAUAGCGCCUCGCCGGGCGAGGCACCUGCUUAACCCUUUGGGCCUGGGGCUCAGCCGGCCGCUGGGACCCAGAGGGGCUGGGCCGAUUGGCCAGAAGUUGCCAAGGACGAGAGUGGUAGAGAUUGCCCGGCCCGGCGUCCCCGCACCAGGUCUGGGGGCCAGACGCCUGCCCGCGCCGCAGACCUGGGCGUCCCCUUCCAUCCUCGUGGCUCCGGGAAAACAGCCCAGCGGCACAAAGACCCGUCCGCGCCCGGGCAGCGUCCCGUGCAGGCGGCGCAACCUCUUAGCUCCCCUAACCCGAGUCAGUUUCCGGAGGAGCCGCCCGCGCCCGGCAGCCGCAGGGAGACAGAGGGAGGGAGCCCCAGCUCUGGCUGGCCGGGCCCACGGCGCAGCUGCGUUUCCAUUUUCCUCUCAAAGAAAAUGCUUUGGACGGCAGAUAAUACCAGGAGAUAUGAAACUGCUUCGUCCCCCACAUGUUGCACGUAAAAAGAAUCGUAAUGAGCAUCUGUGGCGUGACGAGUUAGUUGAAGAUCUAACCGACGUCCUGUCUACCUCCUUCCUAGGAAGGGCCUUUUCCUAG
Rangifer tarandus platyrhynchus (Svalbard reindeer) is the source of this 942-nucleotide messenger RNA. The record is from the annotation of a GenBank genome assembly. Lineage: Eukaryota; Metazoa; Chordata; Mammalia; Artiodactyla; Cervidae.